AUGACUACUGAUUCCACCUCAAAAACAGUAUACCGCAUUGGUACUCGCAAAUCCAAACUUGCCCUCGUUCAAACAGAGAUGGUCAAAAACUACCUUGGCAAGGCAUUUCCUCAGUAUGAAUUCAUCGUUGAAGCCAUGUCAACCACAGGUGAUCGUAUUUUGAACCUUGCACUCAGCAAAAUUGGUGAAAAAUCUUUGUUUACCAAGGAAUUGGAGAUGGCACUGGAAGACGGAAGAGUGGAUUUUGUAGUGCAUUGUUUGAAGGAUCUGCCUACCACUUUGCCUCAAGGUAUGCAUUUGGGUGCUGUCAUGGAAAGAGAGAAUCCAAAUGAUGCUUUGGUCUUGUCUCCCAAGUACGAGGGAUGUACUUCUUUAGCUGAUCUGCCUGAGGGAUCAGUUGUUGGUACAAGUUCCCUUCGCAGAGUUGCUCAACUGAAGAAUAAAUAUCCUCAUUUGGUAUAUAAGGAUGUGCGAGGCAAUCUAAAUACUCGUUUGGCUAAAUUGGAUGAUCCCGAAGGUGAGUAUGCAGCCAUCGUGCUGGCAGUAGCAGGUUUGGUGCGGCUCAAUUUGGGACAUCGCGUCUCUCAAGUGCUCCCUCUCAGUGAUUCAUUAUAUGCUGUGUCUCAGGGCGCUUUGGGUAUCGAGUGCCGAGAAAACGACAUGGACACUCGCUGUUUGCUGGAUUUCCUGAAUCAUCAUCCUACCCGUACAAUGUGCUCAGCAGAGCGGUCAUUAAUGCGUAAAUUAGAGGGCGGUUGCAGUGUUCCCAUUGGUGUAUGCUCCAGUCUUGAAGACAAGAUUCUGAGCUUGCGAGGAUUAGUAGCUAGUUUAGAUGGUCAACAGAUGGUAGAGUUUGACAGCAAGAUUUCAUUGCAAGAAUCAGCAUCUGUUGAGCAGGAUUUGAUUUUAGCCAAUGAAUUAGGUAUUACUGUUGCUAAUGGUUUGAUUGAAAGAGGCGCUGGUGUUAUCUUGGCUGAAUUGGCUCAUUAA
Molecule: messenger RNA, 990 nt
Organism: Mucor velutinosus
Lineage: Eukaryota; Fungi; Mucoromycota; Mucoromycetes; Mucorales; Mucoraceae
Exons: 3
Coding region: 1-990 (329 amino acids)
Biological process (GO): heme biosynthetic process
Cellular component (GO): cytoplasm
Molecular function (GO): hydroxymethylbilane synthase activity
Source: RefSeq, a predicted model, not a curated record